Molecule: messenger RNA, 717 nt
Organism: Sordaria macrospora k-hell
Lineage: Eukaryota; Fungi; Ascomycota; Sordariomycetes; Sordariales; Sordariaceae
Source: RefSeq, a predicted model, not a curated record
AUGUCAACAUCACCUGGCAAAGCUGAGCUCGACGAGCUGUUCGCUCCCUCCAUCGAAUCCAUGAUUGCCAAGGGAGUGCGCGAAGAAUUUCUAUGGGAGCGCAGCACGCUCACGACCCAUCUCCCUUUCGAUCCCACCACUCUCGAAGUUCUCUUCCGACUCAACCUCCCAAAGGUCAUUCUUCGGAGAGACUGCAACUUCGAUGAGGUAUUCUUCACUGACUACAGUUUUGGACGCACAAUCAAGUUUACCUGUCGACUACACGACCAAACCAAGUCCGAGGGAUCACCAAGUAGACUAAGCCUGACGAUCAGGCAGAGCGACGGCUACGUGAAUGCUGUCAAGACAAUGAGCGAAGCUCUUCGAGGAAAGGAACGCAAGACCAGGAGUGAAUACGUGCCUGCGAAAGGCUCGUAUGGAAAUUACAACCUGGAGAAUCGACAAGCAACGGCAUUCAUUUGGGUGCGGUUUACUACUGUGGUUGAGCUACAACUUACUAGCCCCGAUUCCGACACCGACGUGAUGAUAGACGCUAGAGGCCUCGCGACAGCACUCGACGAAGCCAUGAAAGAUCAUGAAGGGCCCACAUCCACAGUUCCAAAGGGGUGUAUCUAUGGUGCAUUCAUCCCAGCCCGCUUUACCAUCGGCAAUAUGGAGCUGCUGAGUUUCGAAUUCAGCCCUAGUACCGAUUCCAACAGAGAGUUCGCUGUAAAAUAA